Molecule: messenger RNA, 972 nt
Organism: Neopelma chrysocephalum (saffron-crested tyrant-manakin)
Lineage: Eukaryota; Metazoa; Chordata; Aves; Passeriformes; Pipridae
Product: basic salivary proline-rich protein 1-like
Exons: 2
Coding region: 1-972 (323 amino acids)
Source: RefSeq, a predicted model, not a curated record
AUGGUCCGUCCGGGCGGGGCAGGGCAGGGCCGGCCAGAGCGACCCGAACCUUUCGGCAUCCCGGUGCUGCCCGGCGGGGCGCCCACAGCGGGGCUGGCGCGGCGGGACAGGGCCUCCCCUGCCUUCUCCAAACCGCUCGGCGUUACAGGUUGCGCCGAGCAGGUGCACAGGCAAAGCGGGGUCCGGGGUGGGAGGCGGAGACUAGGGGUGCGGGGACCGAGGCAGGCAGGGGGCGGGCGCUCCCGCGGGGCCCCCCGGGGGCCGGCUCCGGGCCGCCCGAUCGGGCACUGCGCCCGCAGACGGAGAGCCGAGCGCUGCCUCCGGAGCCGGCGCCGCCGCCCCAGGGGCCGCCCGGGGGGAGCCCCGCUCCUUUCGGCGUGGCCGCCGCCAGACGGGGCCCCGCGAUGCGACGCGGCGGCUCCUCGCGAGGCCCCCCCUGGGGCCGCCCCCGGCGCGGCCACUGCUCAGGGGCGGCGCCGCCCUGGCCCGCGGGGGCACCCGGCAGCCGGGCCCCCUCUUGGAGACCUCCAUGCGCAACGCGAGUUUGCGGGCGGGAGAGCCCCGCCGCCACCGCCCGCUAUCGCUCGCCAGGGCCCCGACGGCGGCGGGUCCACACCGGGGGCUUCGCGCGCGCCGGGGGGGCCGCGCCCCCCGCCGGGGGGACCCCGCGGAGCCCCCGAGGGCCGGGGGGCGGCGCCGGCACCGGCACCGCGCGGGGGGAGCGGCAGAGCCCCGGCAGAGCCCCCGCCCGGCCCCGCCGCGGCCGCUGCGACCGCCGCUCCCCGCACGUCGGGCGAGAGCAGCCGCGGUCCGCCUCGGCACCUCUGCUCGGGACCCGCCUGCCGAAAGGCGCACCUUGGCCGUGACGGGCAAAGCCUCGCUCCCUCGCGGCACCGGGAGGCACCACCCCCGCCCAUCUCACCCACAGCGCUUUCCCCGCUCCCCCGGGACCGCCAGUCGGAGCGGGCAUAG